This is a messenger RNA of Toxorhynchites rutilus septentrionalis, 6783 nucleotides long. RefSeq lists its product as uncharacterized. Lineage: Eukaryota; Metazoa; Arthropoda; Insecta; Diptera; Culicidae. The transcript is spliced from 2 exons. Gene Ontology annotation, molecular function: nucleic acid binding. The coding region runs from base 167 to 5686 and encodes 1839 amino acids. The record is from RefSeq and is a predicted model, not a curated record. Gene Ontology annotation, biological process: DNA integration.
UACCAAAUCGAACGGAAGGUGUUGUGCAUUUUUAUAAUCGCGAAAGAAGUUGCUCGGGAUUUUGUGGAGGUGUUUCGAGUCAUUCGAAAAUAAUUCACGUUCGAGGUGAUUCUUGGAGGUUGAAUUAGUGCGCGAACUGGGAGUGACACUACCGAAAGAAAGGAAAAUGGCGGAGAGAAAUAGUGCGAAAAAAAAGUUGGCCGUAGCCACCGAAGAGGAAAAUAGUGUGAAUGUAAUUAGCGAGCUGGAGCACACCAAGGACAACAUCGUCGAUUCCUUGGGGUUGCUGGAGUUCUACGUGCAGGAAUUCGACAAGACGGAGAAGAUCCAAGGACAGGUAGGAGCGUGGGCAGAGAAGUUGGAGCAGUUCUAUGAUGAUUACCAUCGGGUCGUCGCGAAACUGGAGAGUUUCUCCACCGAAGAGGAGCCCGUUGACUUAAAAGGUGAGCGUAUCGAUUUUGACACCCGGUAUUACGCGCUGCGCGCGUUUUACAUGAGUAAAUUGAAGAAAUCCAGUGGUUCAGCGUCCGUAAAUCCUCCGCCUCCGGUGAGACCUCUUAACAUACGGCUACCGGAGUUGAUUUUGCCUAAAUUUAGCGGGAAACUGGAAGACUGGUGUGUUUUUCGCGAUUCGUUUGAGUCAGCGGUUGGUUCUCGUGACGAUAUCAGUGCGGUCGAGAAGAUGCACUAUUUGAAGGGCCUAGUGCAUGGAGAAGCAGCGCGCAUCCUCGACCCGAUAAAAAUCAGCGAGCAGGGAUACAAAGACGCCUGGCGAUCGUUGCGUCUGCGGUUCGAGAAUAAACGUCAGCUGAUCAAAUGCCACAUCAAAACCCUCUUCGAUACCCCAACGAUGCGCAAGGAGAGCGCCGAAGAACUUCUGACCUUGGUGGACCGUUUUGAACAACAAAUUUCCGUUCUCAAGAAUUUGGGAGAACCGGCCGAUCGUUGGAGUUCUCUUCUUGUUUACCUGUUGUCUGUCCGUCUCGAUCCGAGUACGUUACGCGAAUGGGAGAAUCACUGCGCCAAACUCGACGCCGAUAACAUCGCCGCUGUUCUGGGAGGUACCGCCCGAGAUUUCGACCAUAUCAACGAGGAGUCAACAGCAAUGCCUUCGUACGUUUCCAUGGUCAAUUACCUCCAGAAUUAUGCUCGAGUUUUGCAAGCCGUCUCUCCUAUCGUCUCCCAGUCUGCUCCACGCUCCAAGCCGCCUCGCCCUCUGCCUCCACCUACCAAGUUCGUUUCGUUUCCUGCAGCAGCACAGUCUGAACCGUCCAGUUCAGCUGCAGCCAGUGUCAUCCAGUCGUCGAAACCAUGCGUCAAGUGCGGUCAAGCGCACUACCUCUACCAGUGUCCCGAGUUCCGCAAGAUGACCGUCACCCAACGAUCGGAGCUCGUGCGGCGAAACCGGCUGUGUAUGAACUGCAUGCGUUCAAACUCUCACUAUGCGAGGACCUGUUCUGCCCAGAGAUGUCGUGUGUGCUCCAAGAAGCACCAUACUCUUCUGCACUUGGAUUCUACCGAUUCAGGUGUCGGUUCUGGCAGUCAGUCUAAUACCAGCUGCUGCGUGGCACUCCAGCAACAAAACUCUUCUGCUCCACAAGCCCAAGUAGCAUCCGUUUCGCAAACCGCGAAGUCCGCCACCACAGUCGCCGUCCAGCAACUGUCUCCCUCUACGUCGAACAACUACAACGUCAAUGGCUCUUCUGGAAAUCCACAGUACGCUCUCGUUACGCAUUCUGCGGGGACGAUUCCAGAAGCUGUCUUCCUACCAACCGCCAUGGUGAACAUCAGGGACAGUAGAGGUCGAGUUUGCACCGUGCGCUGCUUGUUGGACUGUGCUUCCCAACGUAGUUUCGUGUCGAAGGCUGCAUGUGAUCGACUGCAGCUCCCCCGUAUUCGUCUACCGAAUUCAAUCACCGUCAGCGGAAUCGGUAAUGCUACAACAUCGGUUGAGUACCAGUCCACGGUGACGAUCUUCUCGCGAGUGUCGCCGUUCACCAUCAAGGACACGAUGUUGGUGCUGCCAUCAAUCACUGUGAAGCUUCCACAGUCGACGGUAGACACUCGUCACUGGUCCAUUCCUCGCCAUCUGGAUCUUGCCGAUCCUACAUUUGCGGUUACUGGAAACAUUGACAUUAUCCUGGGUGCAGCACAUUUCCUCCGUGUGCUCCGUUAUGGUCGUAUUUCGCUUGGAGAUGACUUGCCUCUGCUGCAAAGCACCGAGUUCGGUUGGGUCGUUUCCGGAAAAUGUGUGCUGAGCAACCACGACCACAGUGAUUCGCAAAGAUGCCAGUUCAGCAACCCUUGCACCAUCAACGAGCUGGUCCAUCGUUUCUGGCAGCUUGAAGAGAUCCAGAACAACAAGGGAUGGUCACCGUCAGAACGGUACUGCGAAGAGCACUUCACCGCUAACACCGUUCGCAACGCCGAUGGACGCUACGUUGUGAGACUUCCCAAACGUGAGGAGUUACUUGGGCAGCUACGAGACAACCGCUACAACGCUACAAAACGUUUCUACGGGCUGGAACGUUCGCUCGCUGCAAACCCUAUGAAGAGAGCGUUGUACCAGGAGUUUAUUCGUGAGUACCUCAACUUAGGUCAUAUGUACGAGGUGAAAUCUGCCGAAGAGGAUCUCCAGCCGCAGUAUUUCCUCCCUCAUCACGCUGUCAUGAAGCCAGAGAGUACCACGACAAAGAUGCGCGUUGUUUUCGAUGCGUCGUGCCGUUCCAAGUCAGGCCUGUCGCUCAACGAUGUUCUUCUCUCCGGGCCAACCAUCCAAGAUACUCUGGUCACAAUCGUUUUACGCUUCAGAUUCCACAACUACGUCGUCUCAGCUGACAUUGAGAAAAUGUACCGUCAAGUCCUGGUCCACGAAUCAGACCAACCUUUCCAGCGAAUUCUGUGGCGUGACGAUCCUGUUCUCCCGCUCAAGGUGUUUCAACUUCGCACUGUCACCUACGGCACCAGUAGUGCCCCGUUUCUUGCGACCAGAGUAUUGUCGAAGCUCGCCGACGAUGAAGAGAAGACAUUCCCGCUCGCCGCAUCUGCCGUACGUCACGACUUCUACGUGGACAACCUACUCACAGGUUCUGACAACGCUGGUACUCUCGCCAGCAUUUGCAGGGAGAUUAUUGCAGUGCUAGAAUCUGCAGGUCUUCCUCUCCGCCAGUGGUCAUCCAAUUCCGAAGUUGUGUUAAACGGAAUUCCACCAGAGCUGCGAGAUACUGCAACAUUGCGCGACUUGGACGACGACUUCUCCGUGACAGCACUUGGCCUUCGUUGGGAGCCAGAAACGGAUAACCUUCUCUUCAAGACUCCAAAGUGGAAGGAACACGCAACGCCAACUAAGAGAACGGUACUUUCCGACAUCAGCAGCCUUUUUGAUCCACUGGGGUUGAUUGGUCCGACGAUCGCCAGGGCUAAAAUCAAGCUUCAAGGAUUGUGGAAGCUGCAGCUUGACUGGGACACACCAGUACCCGAUCAGUUCGCCCACGAUUGGACCUGUUUUCGGCAGAAACUCAUCGCACUCGUACAUGUUCGUGUUCCACGUCACGUUCUUCGUCCGGGUUACACACGCCUGGAGAUUCAUGGCUUCAGCGAUGCUUCGGAGGACGCCUAUGGCGCAUGCAUAUAUCUUCGCUCCGUUUUCGCUGCUGGAACGUGUACCGUACGUCUUCUCAGCGCAAAGUCCAAGGUUGCUCCGAUCCAAACGACGACUAUUCCUCGCCUUGAGUUGUGCGCAGCGCAGCUCUUCUCCAGACUUCUCACGAAGGUUUUGGACAGCGUCGACGUUUCAGCAACGACAUACCUGUGGACUGAUUCAACGAUCGUGCUGAACUGGAUCUUGGCCACACCGUCAACCUGGAAGACGUUUGUAGCGAACCGUGUGGCAGAAAUACAAGAGCUCACGUCUCAUGCUGUGUGGCACCACGUCCCGUCAGAAGAUAAUCCCGCAGAUUUAAUCUCCCGUGGAAAAGACCUCGAUGAACUUCUCGACGCUUCGUUGUGGUGGAACGGACCGACGUGGUUGCACUCCGAGACUUCUCCGUGGCCCGAAACCGUACCCUAUUCCACAGCUACCACGGAGAUUCUUGAGACUCGUAAGACAGUGGCCCUUCCAGUUGCUGACCAAGAACCACCCGAUAUCAUCGAUCGCUACCACAGCAUUCGUCAAGUGCUCCGAGUGGCUGCCCUCCUCUGGCGAUUCUGCGAAAACUGUCGUCGUCACGCACAAAACCAACCACUCGUUGUUGGACCGCUGACUCCCGAAGACAUCGACCACGCCUUGUUGAUGCUGAUUCUCAGAGUCCAAGGGCAGUGCUUUGACAUCGAGAUACGGCAGCUCACUAGUUCUGGCCAGGUGGACAGAAAGUCGAAGCUCCGUUUCCUACAUCCCCAGAUUGUGGACGGAAUAAUCCGAGUUGGCGGCCGGUUGCACUUCGCGCGAAUACCGAUCGACGAGAGACAUCCCAUCGUGCUACCUGCUAACCAUCGACUCACUGAGAUGAUCUGUCGACGAGAGCACCUCAAGACGCUGCACGCUGGUCCAGGAUUGCUGCUUUCGUCCCUCCGUCAGAGAUUUUGGCCUCUUGGCGGUCGGAACCUUGUGCGAAAGGUCGUUCAUCGAUGCGUCACGUGUACGCGAGCCAAACCUCAGUCGUUGCAGCAGCUGAUGGGCAACCUUCCACCAGUUCGGGUCAACCAGGCGUACCCAUUCCAAAACGUUGGUGUCGACCUUGCUGGGCCAUUCUACGUUCGAACCACGUUAAGGAACAAGCGAACACCGUUUUUCAAGGCCUACAUUGUGGUGUACGUCUGUAUGGCUACAAAAGCUGCGCAUCUCGACCUCGUCACCGAUCUGACGACCGCAGCAUUCAUCGCCAGCCUUCGUCGAUUCGUCAGUCGAAGGGGAAAGCCGAGCCACAUCUUCUGCGAUAAUGCGACCAACUUCGUCGGUGCACAACGAGAGCUAGGGGAACUGAGGAAACUCUUCCAGUCCCAACACCAUCAGGAUGCUGUAGCCAGAGAGUGCACGGAUGAUGGAAUCGAAUUCCACUUCAUUCCGCCCCGCUCGCCGUCGUUUGGAGGAAUCUGGGAGGCAUGCGUGAAGUCCGCCAAGAUGCAUCUGCGCAGGAUUCUUGGAAAUGCUCAUUUGACCGAGACCGAACUCCAGACAGCUCUGUGCCAAGUUGAAGCAAUGCUUAACUCUCGUCCGAUUACGCCAAUGCCAGGCGCUCCAACAGACGAACUCUCGCUGACUCCAGGACACUUCUUGAUCGGUCGGCCGCUUAACGCGAUGCCUGAUCCCGAUAAGACUAGCAUCUCAGAGAAUCGUUUGUCUCGCUGGGAACGAGUUCAGCAGUUGUCGCAGCAUUUUUGGAACCGCUGGCAUACUGAAUACCUCACCACGCUGCAACAUCGAUACCGGUGGACUGAAGCAUUGGAUAACCUUGCCGUUGGGUCCAUCGUCGUCUUGAAGGAUGAACAGCUACCACCGCAGAAGUGGGCCCUGGGUCGCGUGCUUAGCGUGCAUCCCGGUACCGAUGGCCGUGUUCGAGUAGCCACCGUGAAGACCAGCUCCGGAAUCAUGCAACGUGCGAUCUCUAAGCUGUGCCUGCUUCCUGUUGAGAUCGAUCCGGAAUCCGUUUCACCGACGCCAGAACUAGCUGGUCCUAGCUCAGGGUGAGAAGUCGCUAGUACGGGGUACUGGCCCAAGCUCGGGGGUAUCGAGCGUUUUCCUGGUACAUCUGUAAAGAGAACAAGGCCUCGCCGUGUGGGCUUUUCGGAGCCCCCGGCUGAGACUUGACAGCAGUUAAGUACUCCCGUUUGUGUUCUCUUCCGAUCGAUACAACCGUGUUUAAUUACAGUUUUCCAUCUACUACAAGAUCAACGAUGCACCAGAACCCAAGACAGCGCCAGCCCUGUGAAGCAACCACAUCAAAGAAGAAAUGCGUUCGAGGAACAUCUCUAAUAAGAAAAAAAAGUCUCGUCAUGUGGGUUCGGUAAUUCCGACCCCUUGGGGUGCGGCAACCCCGGCCCCGUGACCGAGACUUAACGCAAGUUAAGUUCUCCUUUUACACUACUCAUUGCCAGUCGUCGUACGAAUUCUUCUUCCCCACAGAAACAAUCAGGGACGUUUCCAUGUCGUGCGACGUCGACGAUGCGUAGCCGUCUCCUGCUGAAGCAGCAAUACCGACCUAUCCUCCAGGUCCUCCAUGGAAUAUGAUUCCCCCGCUGAUGUUCAAAUGAACGAACGAAAUUUCAUUGGCGGCCGGAAUGUUCACUACUUACCUAAAGAAUACCUGAAAUGAAAUUAAAAGAAAUAUGUAAAUACUCACCUACACGAUGCACUCACCAUACACCUAGAAAAUAAGAACACAUAAUUAAUACUUACCAGUUUUUACACACAUCACACACUGUGUGAAACCAGAGACAGGCGGUGAAACACGCCUUGUUGACAAUACACAAACAACACAAAAAACACAUUGUAAAUAGGAAGACAAGAGAAGUAGAGUAUAAAAAUAGAGACGAAAUAGACAAGUUUGGAUUACCAAAUCGAACGGAAGGUGUUGUGCAUUUUUAUAAUCGCGAAAGAAGUUGCUCGGGAUUUUGUGGAGGUGUUUCGAGUCAUUCGAAAAUAAUUCACGUUCGGUAAAAAUACGAGAAAGAAGGUGCCGCAAGUGAAUAAAUCAGUACUGCGGCAAUCAGUGCUUAGACACCAGCUAUAUUUGACACUAAUCUAAAUUGAUACAAUAGUAACUAUCAGUCACAUUUAUUCAACAU